Molecule: messenger RNA, 3329 nt
Organism: Cadophora gregata
Lineage: Eukaryota; Fungi; Ascomycota; Leotiomycetes; Helotiales; Ploettnerulaceae
Exons: 1
Coding region: 1212-2891 (559 amino acids)
Biological process (GO): protein N-linked glycosylation
Cellular component (GO): mannan polymerase complex
Molecular function (GO): alpha-1,6-mannosyltransferase activity
Source: RefSeq, a predicted model, not a curated record
CACCAGGUCUAAGAACUCUGCGAUUGAUUAACACAAGGCGAUUUUGUUCUGAGCAAAGGGUCGAAGCUGGCAAGCAAACAGCUCUGAUGCUAGUCAGAGAUAUUUUGAAUCUUAGUUGAAACACGCAACGUGAGCACACCCCAGUCCGAGGCCAGAAUGCGCCUUUGCGAGAAACACGUUUCAUAGUUAGAGUUCGUGUAUCUGGCAUUGUUGCGGACUUUUCUUGUCAAGCGGUGGUUGGCCGAUUUCGCUGUUCUCUUGGAACUGCUUCUGUUUCACCAUGUUCCUAUCAAAUGAUCAGAUCGUGCGCCAAGAGAUCGCAACACUCUUUAGUACUCGGCUUUCAAUUUGCAUGUGCAUAGCUUAAAUAACUUGAAUUUUGGAACUCCGAUGGAUGGCGGGAGAACAAAGUAGAUUUCAACUUGUGAAGGGCCUCGGUCAUAAUUGUUGUGUUGUUGUCAGAUGCUCUAGCCGAGCCGAGCUGUCUCAAUCCUCCACGAAUGACAUCAAGCUUCGAAGCAGAACAUAAACUUUGCGCACGAUAUGAUUACUUCUGCGAAGUUUGCUGUGAAGAUCAUCGCAUACGCCAGGGAUUGAGCUCCAGGAUACCCAUUCAAACGACUACGAGUUACUUUGCUCAUCGUUCGUGACAGCACUGACAAUGUAAAUUGACAAAGAUCGUACUUGUCUACCACGCUCCACCGACAGAGUACCUGCGUUCCGUCGACGGAGACUUAUUGCUUCAACAGGUCCUUCGUUUGUUCCAUGAUAUUGGUCUUGACAUCGGAGGAACAUGACAGAAUAGAAAAGUUCUUGAUGUGCCGAGUGGAACUUCUCAAGUUUCGUGCACGGCCACUAAUUUUCUCCAUGUUUUUGGAGAUCCGUCCCCGUCGAACAAGCAAUUUUAUCCUUGUAUGCGAGAUGAUCUUCGGCAGCUGUCCGUUCAGAUUCUAGGAUGAUGCGCGUCGAGGAUGUUUCAACAGAUCAUGCGAGCCCCUACUCAAAAAUGUGGCGGAGUUGGAGACAUCCAGUGGCACGGCGCACAUAGUCGCAAAGAGUUUUCCAGAUGGAGCUGUUUCUAAAAUGUGGGCUGCGACAGCCGAACCUGAUACCACUCCGGGAGUAACAAGUAAUAUUAGUUCAGGGAUACUAGAAAGAGCCUCGGAUUGUAGUCCCCGGUCAACUUAGCUCACCUAGGAUAUCUUCUGGCGAUGUCAGCAGUCUGUUGCUCCAAAACUAUCUUGCAAACAUAUGAACAACCUCAAUCUUCUGCCAUUGUUGGAGCGACUGCAUCUUACCCCUCGCCUCUCAGUGCGACAGAACCUAUGAUUAAAGCAAGCAUGCAUAUCAAGACUCCGUCCAUUGGUGGUGGGAGAUUCCGGAAGCAAAGCAAACGAGCAGCUCCACUGUACAUUGCAUGCGCCCUUCUCCUUCUACUAUACACUCAAAUCGACCAUUUCGAGCGAUUUCAACACACUCCUGGCGAGGUACUGAAGCGUGUUCUGGCAUAUCAGCAACCAAUUGUUCGCGCCGAGCAUACCAGAUUUCCAAAAAAGAUAUGGCAAACUUGGAAAACCGACCCACUGGAGUUUGAACAGAGGGAAUCUGAGCGAGCCAGAACCUGGCCACAAUUCAAUCCUGGUUAUCGAUACGAAGUCCUGACCGACAACAACGACCUGGACUAUGUUGAGACUCACUUUGGCCGCGAUGGUGUAAUCUAUCGUCCAGAUAUUAUUGAGACAUAUCGAACUCUGAACGCAACAAUUAUCAAAGCCGACCUUUUGCGAUAUCUGGUCAUGUACGCGGAGGGAGGAGUCUAUGCAGACAUCGAUGUUGAGAAUCUCAGAGCUGUCAAUACUUGGAUUCCACCGCAGUUCAACGAAAGCGAUGUCGAUCUUGUAAUCAGCGUUGAGAUCGAUGAGCCUUCGUUCGUCAACCACACAAUUCUUGGCCCAAAAUCCCAGUCUUUCUGCCAGUGGACCUUCAUGACCAAGCCAAGACACCCGGUAAUGAUGCGACUCAUCGAGCAUGUUCUACACUGGUUGAACGAAGUUGCCCAGAAACAGGCGGUACCAAUUUCGGACAUCAAACUCAACUUCGACGAAGUGAUCACCGGUACAGGUCCAUCAGCAUUUACCACCGCGGUUUUGGCAGAAAUGGCUGCACAAACCCAUCGCCGACUAUACUGGGACACAUUUCACGCUCUCACGCAGCCUGUACUUGUCGGUAAUAUCCUCGUCCUCACAGUCGACUCUUUCGCAGCAGGUCAAGGGCAUUCGAAUUCCCUAAGUCAUGACUCUCCAAACGCCUUGGUAAAACAUCACUACCAUGCUUCACUCUGGCCAUCAAGGCAUCCUAGAUACAGCCAUCCGGCUUAUGGAAUGGUGGAAGAAUGUAACUGGGAGCCGAGCUGCGUCUGGAAUUGGACCGACAACACAGCUGCAUUUAACGGCCUGUCUUUCGAUGACAAGGUCAAAUUGAUCAAAGAGAAGGAACAGAUAGACAAGGAGAGAUACGAUGCAGAGGUGGCAGAGGAUGAGGCUGCAGCCAAAGAAGAGGCUGCGAGGCUACAAGCUGAGCUCAAGACUGAAUGCGAAGCGGCAUCCUAUGUUCACAUUGAGCAGAUCACUCAAGCACAGGCACCACCAGCGCUCAUUCAGACACAACCUUGGUGGCCAACAACCCAAAACCCAGCAGAACAGCAGCCGGGAGCUCAGCAACCGGCUAAUCAACAGCAGUCGAGUCAAGGAACGGAGUCGCAAAACACGCAACAGACAGAAAGUCAAACGCCGCCACAGGCCCAACCCCAACGAGAGCUACAGGUACAACCGCCUCCUGAGCAAGCUGCCCCAGCUACCGGUAUUGAAAGCCAACCCGAAGUGCGGAUAUGAAAGAAACGGGCGGAUAAAUUAUGACUGGAGUCGGCGCACAGGUAUUGCUACCAGGCAGUGAAGCUCCAAGAAUGUGCACAGUCAUAAACCUUGUUGGACUGUCAGGCCAUAUCCUGCUGGAGUGUGGUUUGAGUUUCAGAAGACAAGCUGGGAAUAUCUUCGAGACGACCUGUUGUAGACUUCAGCAGGCUGGAGGGUCGUGCCAGACGGAGAGCAAAGGGCAUGGGCGUUGGUGGGCGUUUCUGAAUCAUAGAUUCUGGUGUCGGUGUUUGAUAUCUUGGGAAGUCGAGAAGUGAGUGGGCUGUUGCGAUAUACCCCUGAGCUAGUCCUAAAUGAGAACUUUUAAAACCACGACAGAUGUGGAGGAACCGAUCUUGCAAAAUCUCUCUGUUGAACCAGAGAGUAAACAUGUACAAUCACGAAAAUAGCAUAAAAAGA